GUCCUCGGGGGCUUCAGUCAGUCAGCCGACGCUCCGAGACGCGGUGAUUAUUUCCAUUGUAUGCUCGCCGUUCUCUUCGGAGGGGGGAAGGGGGAGGUUUCCCACCGCACGCUCUCGCGCUCCCUCUUCCGCAUCUCUCUCUCUUUCUCUCUCUCUCUCUCUUACACACACACACACACUCUCUCUGUCUCUCUUUUUCUCUCGCACUGACUUCUCCGCUCCCGCUUCCUUGUUUUCGCCACCGUCACGUUAUGCCCGAGCAGUCGCCUCUUUCUCGCCCCUCGUACUGACGCGGACCCUCGCACUGACGCACCGCGAGGCUGCUGAAGCCUCUCCGCCGUGUUGCAGAGCGCCUCGUAGCUCGCGGCAGUGAUACGCGAAACGGAGCAACGCGGUCAGUUAUCGUCGCGAUCGAGGGUAAUCAUCCCCGUUGCAUUCUGUUCACCGUGCGAUAUCCGGCGACCCCCCCAGGUUUGCAUCGUCUGAAUCCCCCUCGUGAAUUGGUGUUGAAAAGUGCGCGACCGGUACUGACGACGAGACGCAGCCGGGUCAUGAAGGUAGCGUGUGGAGGAAUCGGUGCAAUUUGAUGAGGUCUUGGUGAACGCGGCUCCUCGUUGUGAGUUAUCAUAUACCGAGUGUUGAGAGAAACCGGUCGGUCCCGAGAGAAACGGCUCCGAUCGUCGCGCGUUUAGCUGCCGAUCUCUCUCUCUCUCUCUCUCUGCAUCUGAGUUUUGUCAGUGGCGGUUCUACUCAUUUGUGCGGAGGUGCGUUCUUUUUGAGAUACGUGACAAGUGUUCCGUCGAUGGCAACGGGGUAGUCCAGGCUACCAGCGCGCGGCCAGGAUGAUAUGAGCACGCUUGGCAGACUGAGGAUGUCCUCAAAGAGGAAGUCGCCACCAACGAAGCUAUCGGAGGGCGGGGGCGGUACGGGUACAGUGGCAGGCGCUAACGAAGAGGAGGAAGACACGACCUCGCCGGUGGCCGGUUCCGGUGGUGAGGCAACCGUCGGUGAGGAAGGUGCCGCCACCCCCGUCGACAUCGAGGAGUGCUACUCCCAUCAGAGAGUCGGCGAGUGCGAGUCGUCCGGCUGUUCGUCGCCGGCGACCACCAGCGAGCCGGAUUUGCGCGACUCGCCGUCGCCCUCGUUGAAUUCCCUACGGACGCCGAAACGGCAGAGGCUGCUGUUCCUGUCGAACCAGGACACCCUCGCGCCGUACCAUCAUCCCCAUCAUCACCAUCACCACCACCAUCAUCACCAUCACCACACAAACACGUCGUCAUCGUCGGGCGGUGCAUUGGAACCGGCGAGUUCCUCAGAGUGCGGCUCGCCGCCUACCCUCCUUUCCGUGGACUCUUACUACCCCCAUCACCCUCAUCACAACAACAACAACAAUACCGUCACCCAAAAUAAUAACAACAACAAUAACGGCAGCGCCACCGCCGCCGCGGGCAGCAAGAGAUCCAUGGACGACGUUCUCAAAAGGUUAACGUGCAAGAUGAACAGUGAGUCCCUGUCUAUCCAGGACGAUACCACUAAUACCAGGCGGACGUCACCGCCGCUCUCCUCGACACCAACUGGCCAUAAUGCACAUAGCGGAGUCACAACAACCGUGGCAAAUAACGUAGCACUCUCGCCCCCGGAUGCCGGAAGGAUAGCAAACACGGAGGCGCAAGUACAACAAGACGGCGUAGCGGCCCUUCAUAGGGUCCUAUGCGCCGACAGUUUUGCUGAGAAGGAACGUCGACUAUCGGAAAUGAUUCUGCAACUACAGCUAAUCAGGGAGCAACUGGUGCAACAGCAGGAUCAAUCGAAGUAUCCCGCUCACAUGACGGUCGACUCGCAGAAGCAAAUCGAGAUGCAGCGGCUGCAAACGGAGCACUUGAAGCGACAGCAAGAGCACAUCAUGCAGCACAACAUCCAGGAGUUGCAGGCUCAGAUGACAAAGAGCCAGCUGAGCAUGCCGGGACCGCAGUCGUUGAUGUUCCUGCCGUUUCUCGAGCAGCUUAGAGGGCUACCCGUGCAGUCACCCAUGCCUCCGCCACCAACAACGUCGACCGCCACCACUGGCAACAAACACAUCAACUCCAUCGCCAAUAUGAUCAGCAGUCAUCGGGAAGGUUCGAGCUGGGCGACCGCGCAUCUGGCGCAGAUGACCACGCAGAUGGAGAAGGAAUCGCCAUCACCGGCGCCGAUCUCAUCCGCCGUAGCACCGACGGCUCCCCCGCUUCAAGAUCUCGACGCGCCGUUGAACCUCACCAAACCCAAGUCCACAUCCUCAGGCGCAACAGCAUCCUCCUCGUCGCCCGGCAGUGAUUCGCACUCGACUGGUGCCGGAAGUAGCGGCCAGCAGGAGCAGCCGUUGGCGGCGACCGCGCCAAAGCUCUUCCCCCCAGGAUUACCGAUACCCCGGAAUUAUCUACCGACGCUUCCUUACGCCGGCCUGCCGCCGCAUCUCAGCACACUAUCUUCGCCAAUGGGCAAAGUAAUGGCCAAAGACGAGGCCGGUGGAGCUGGUGGAUCCGUGGCGGCCGCUGCGGUCGCGGCCGUGGAGAAGCACUUCGCGAUGCACGGGCUCUACGGAUUACCGCCGAGCGCAGGUGCGAUGCCACCGUCUACCCAGACUCAAAGACCGAUCAAGCAUUCUGGUUCCCGGGAAGAGACGCCUCAGGAGGAGCAGGACUUUCUCUCGACGCCUCACAUGUGGCGAGAUCCGGCAUAUAAAGUAGCGGAAGACAUAACGGAAAAAGCUAAAAUGGUGAGGCAGCAGAAAAGGGAGAAUGAGAACAAGCCACAUAUCAAGCGGCCUAUGAACGCAUUCAUGGUGUGGGCCAAGGAUGAACGUAGAAAGAUCUUGAAAGCUUGUCCAGAUAUGCAUAAUUCGAACAUAUCGAAAAUUCUCGGCGCCCGAUGGAAGGCGAUGUCGAACUCGGAGAAGCAACCGUAUUACGAGGAACAAUCGCGGCUGUCGAAGCUGCACAUGGAGAAGCACCCGGACUACAGGUAUCGGCCGCGGCCGAAGCGCACGUGCAUUGUGGACGGCAAGAAGAUGCGCAUCUCCGAGUACAAAUCACUGAUGCGACAGCGGCGGCAGGAGAUGCGGCAGCUGUGGUGCCGCGAUGGUGGUAGCGAGAUGAACUUUUUGUCGCCGGUCAGCGCUGACAUGGCUGGCUCGCAGCAUCACCCAGGAGGCGCCGGUCCAUCGGCACGGCCGUCAGUCUCACCACCGGCGACGAUGUUGAACGGCAGCGGUGCCGGACCUAGCUCGGACCAUCCCUCGUUCUACUAUCCGCAGGACAGCCUCUCGCCGACGGACAUGAUGAACUUCUCGCCCGAGAAUUCCGGCUCGAUUGGCGGCUACGACGCGAGUCCGCGGCACCACGACGAGGAUUGAACCGUGGCUCCGGGUCAGCCACUUUGGCCACCCGGAGCAUCAUCGUCAUCAUCGUCGGCAGCAGCUGUGGCGGCAGCGGCCGCGGCGGCCGCAGCGGCGGCGUCCACGUCGAGACUCGCCCACGAGCUCUUCUGGUAAGAAUCGUCCGUCUCGGUGGAGGUGACACCGUCGUGUCUUUUAAGUCGACAGACGUCGCGAGAGCCGCUGCUACGCGAACUACGGAAGGAGGACGCUGUUACUUCGCAGGAGAAGACAAGCCGGGUGUCUCGAAACCUCACCGGAGGUUGUGAUAUAAUCUCGUUCUAUCUCUGUGCCAUCGUACACGAAACGUCAAGGACCCUAUCCGCGAAGCAAAGGCGCCAGAGCGUGUUCACCUGAUCGAAUCCGCCGUCGUGACGUCGCGUUCGGUACCAGGUAUUGAAAGAAUAGUCACAAGGUAAUUUUACGCAGUACAAUCUUUCAGUCAAUUAGUUCGUUUGAUUGAUAUGGAAUGUGUAUUCGAAUAUCUCGAUAGCAAUGUAUUGUGCGGUUAACAUAAGUGAACACAACAUUUUGACAGAUAAUGAUAUCGUCUUCCAAUUAAAUUCUUCUUUAUGGUAAUACGUUGCCCUAUAUUAUUUUAUAUUUUCAUAAUUUUCGCGAUUUUUCAAUUGCUGCGCAAUACAACGCUAUUCCAGGACAAUCUUUAUCAAGGAUCUAUUUAUCCGUUUUGCAGAGACAAUCUUUGGCGUCCACGAUUUUCUUUGUGCAAAGACACUUUUAUUAUUCGUUUUUUUUUUUUUAAUUCAGACUUUUAUAAAAAAUGAAAUAUUUUUUCAAAUGUAUUUUAAAAGUUUAAACUAAAAGAUGCAAGAGACAUUUAAAGAACGUCGUAAAACUGUCUGAUAGAUCUCCCAUCUGUCACAAGCUAUCUGAACGUGUAAAAUGUCAUUUCUUCCUUGCGAGCGACGACGAAGAAUGGCGUUUUUUUACGCACGUCGGCGGUAUUCUUUACAUUCUACUGUAUCGUAUAAUCAAAACUGCAGUUUCCACGAAACUCACGAUAGACCUCGAGAUGAUCGGUAGCUAAUAGAGGUACCUACGAUUAACCGGCGUUGAACUAGCAGCCAAAAUACGCUCAUUACACAUUCAACGUACGUGCGCAAGGUGAGAGAUGAGGUGCGAGGAUACGCGCGCAUUCGCAUAAUUUUUAUAAAACUGAUCGAAGCGUGUCGCUUCGGCAUCAUUUUGCCGAAAUGCGUAAACUCGCGCCGGUCUCCUUAUCAGGAUUUGAAUACGUAGCGAAAUACAUCACGUACGCGUUGCGACACGAUGCAUGGCCAAAAAGUCUUGUUCCUAUUCCUUCUAGUGUGUGUAUGCGUGUGUAUGUGUGUGUCCACGAUACGCCAUUUCGGUCGGUCGUAUCAAGAAAAAAAAACAAUUAAAAAAAAGAAUAGAUGAAUGUGAAUAAAAACUGGUCUUAAAAAAAGCAUACAGCAUCUCUCGCAAACGCGUAGAUGCGCACGUGGCAAUCUUAUCUUGCGACCGCCCCGCAGUCAGAGUUCUGUCUAUAAUGUGUACCAUCGUAUAUAAAACGACCGCGUUCGAUGCGCUGUGAACGAGAGGUCGGAACAGAGUGAGAAAAAGCUAGAGAAUGAUCGCUCGCGCGAUUAAAUCCCGGUGCGUAGACGCGUAACGGUUUCGCUUAAACAUUAAUGCGUAGUACUUAUAGUAUUUUCAUCGUUAAUUUAUUGACCCUAAUGUAGAAAACGGCGAUAGCCGGGGAAGGUAAUAAUCGACUGAAAGGAGGGAAGAGGUGAACUAAGAUGGACAUGCGAGAAUUAGUGCGGAACGUCGAUAUAUUAGUACAACGUUACGGUGUAGGAUGAUGAAAUGAAGGAUGAGGGAUUAGCGUUAUUUAUCGAAAAAUUAGCACGCAUUCAGCGAUUGAAUCGUUGCGAUGCAAUGGUGCAUCAACAUACGCGUUAUGUUUCGCCGCUGUCGAAUUAUAUUGCGAAUAGAAAGGGGUGGGUGAAAGAGAGAGAGAGUGAGGAAGGAAGGGAGAGAUUGGUUUACCCGAGGGAUGGGAUCGAUGAAGAGAUAAUUACGGUCUCGUAUAUAAGCCGAUGCUAAAAGCGAACACGGUUGUAAUACGGUAGUCUGUGAGACGAUUGAACAGGGCAAUGUAUAAUGAUUUGGAGCUCGAUGUGAUAAUAUUUAUGUGCCAAAUAGCGUUUUCGCGGACGGGGGGUUAAUCGAAAAGGAGCCCCUAGGAGUCCCGUGUCGCCUUGUUGGCUCGACGUGAAACGAAUUUUUGUGUCUUUUUUUCACGUUUUUUUUCUUUUGUUAUUUAUAAUCAGUGCAAUUACAUACACACAGUACCUAAUAUAAUUUUAUAAAGAGAGCCAGUAUCCUCGAUAUAUAUCUGCACCCGUUUCGUUGGGGCUCGACCGGCGUCAGAUUAGGAUUUAGCUUAAUGUUGAUAAUAAUUUAUUUUAUGUAUAUAAUGGAUUUGUACACACACACACACACACACAAUGUGUCGGGAGAUAAUCAUUGAUCACGCGAUCCGACACGAGCGUCAAUAUUAUUAAUGUACAGUGUAACUAUAUUGUGAUGUAUCUACGUAGCUACAUUAUUAUACAUGUAAUUAUUCGAAGUAUGUAGAUUAACAAUGUUAAAAUGCGAUACGUAUUCUUA
Molecule: messenger RNA, 6070 nt
Organism: Nylanderia fulva
Lineage: Eukaryota; Metazoa; Arthropoda; Insecta; Hymenoptera; Formicidae
Gene: Sox102F
Product: transcription factor Sox102F
Biological process (GO): cell fate commitment; regulation of transcription by RNA polymerase II
Cellular component (GO): nucleus
Molecular function (GO): RNA polymerase II cis-regulatory region sequence-specific DNA binding; DNA-binding transcription factor activity, RNA polymerase II-specific
Source: RefSeq, a predicted model, not a curated record